Molecule: messenger RNA, 1964 nt
Organism: Ooceraea biroi (clonal raider ant)
Lineage: Eukaryota; Metazoa; Arthropoda; Insecta; Hymenoptera; Formicidae
Product: odorant receptor 46a
Biological process (GO): detection of chemical stimulus involved in sensory perception of smell; sensory perception of smell
Cellular component (GO): plasma membrane
Molecular function (GO): odorant binding; olfactory receptor activity
Source: RefSeq, a predicted model, not a curated record
UAAAAAAACAUAUCAAUCUCAUUUAAAAAAUGAAGAUGAUCUUGAUAUCUCCGAAGCGCACCUGGACAAAAAUUAUUAUUGCUAUAUGAUAGCCUCCUUCGUACUGUGAAAUUUUGGUUACACCAAUUUUCUUCUGGAUCACAUAAAUUCGAAGAUAUUUAAGAUGGUAAUAAUUAUUGCCACACCUUAUAUACAAUCAACAUACAAUAAAUGACAUUUUUAUGUGAAUCGUAACUAAAUAUGUUAUAUAUUUUGCCUCAUAAAAAUAACAUUCCGCGUCCUCGCAAAAUCGAUAUUACGGUAAUGACACAGCUUAACGAGAAAAAAAUUGACCAACGAAGCUAUUAUCAAAACUCUGCUCUGUGAAAUACAUUCACAAUGUAUUCCGUUCUUUCGUGUAAAUUGACGUUAUUUAAUUCUUUCUUAAAAGCAAAAAUUGUUCGAAUACUAUAAGUUAUUUUUAAAGAUGUGGCAAAAAUUGAUUGGCAAAAAUUUGUGACAAAUACUUUAAAUGCACAGAAUAAAAUAUACAACAAUACAAUUCAACUGUAGAACUGUGUAAGUAUAAGAUGUGCGUUAUAUAUCGAAAAAUUAGACAUUAGUCAAUAGAAUUGCACUAUUCAAAAUGCUAUUAUAAAAUACAUGCUUACUUAAAUACAAGCACUACAAAUAUUGUGCUUGAAACAUAUAUAAUAUUUUUUAUUAUUUUUAUAUUAAAUUUAUUUAGUUUUAUACUUGAUCACAAUGGAAUCUAAUAUAAAAAAUAAUUUAUAUAGGCAAAAUUAAAUAACAAGGAAAGAAUUGAAAUGAGCGUAAUGAAAUCCACACUUUUAAUCUGCACGAUCGCUGGAUGUUGGCAACCGCCUUCGUGGAAGUUAUCGUUUAAAUAUAUAAUAAUUUAUAGAACUUACGCAAUGUUUCUUACAUCCUUGUUGUAUUUAUUUACGAUAUCUGAAUUUAUGUACAUCAUCUUGAACGCUGAUAGCUCUGAUGACUACACCGAUUCUUUAUACAUGUUGUUAAGCAUAUUUGUUACAGCGUACAAACAAGUUUCUAUGUGGAUAAAUUAUAAACGCAUCAUGGCGAUAAUUAACGUACUUUCUGAAAAACUUUUUGCAUCAUGUGAUUCAUGCGAAGUGACAAUUCAAGAAAAAUUUGAGAAAAUGUCACAGACUAAUACGUCGCGGUAUUUAAACAUCGUGAUGUUAUCCGUCAUAACGAUAUUUUCAAUGUCUAUUUUCACUAAUCUUAUGAAAAGAAAUCUCACGUACAAGGCAUGGAUACCAUUCGAUUAUUCAUCUCCUGCUGUAUUUUAUAUUGUAUAUGCUCAUCAAUUAUUAGCCAUGGUCACCUCUGGUAUAGUUAACAUCGCUUGCGACAGUUUGCUUUGUGGAUUCUUGUUAUAUAUCUGUUGCCAGCUUGAAAUUCUGGAAUAUCGAUUGACAAAAAUGGUAUGUGGCCAAUACAUCCUGCGUGAUUGUAUUAUUUAUCACAAUUAUAUCUUCGAAUACACAUAUGCUGUAAACGUGUUCGCAAGAAUAAUUGCUAUACAGUUUGUUGCGAGUGCGAUAGUAGUCUGUUCAAAUUUGUAUCGAAUAUUUGUCGCAGUCGUUGAAAACGAUUAUAUAACUACUCUAAUAAUAUCAACAUAUACAUUUGCUAUAUUAAUGCAAAUUUUUCUCUACUGCUGGUUUGGAAACAAAGUUAAAUUAAAAAGUCUGCAUUUAGCAAAUAGCAUUUACGAUUUAGAAUGGAGAACACUUACCGUUAGCACCAAGAAAGCUCUUCUAUUAAUUAUGAAUCGCGCUAAAAUUCCCAUUGAAUUCAAAAGCAUCUCCAUAAUUACGAUGAAUCGUGACUCGUAUUUAAAUUUGCUUAAGCUAUCAUACUCAGCUUUCAAUGUGCUGUAUCACACACGAUAACGUGAUCAAUAAAAGGAAGUAUAUAUUGCAAAAAGUAAAUAU